Messenger RNA from Macrosiphum euphorbiae (potato aphid), 636 nucleotides. The record is from the annotation of a GenBank genome assembly. NCBI's taxonomy places the organism in Eukaryota, Metazoa, Arthropoda, Insecta, Hemiptera, Aphididae.
AUGACCGCGUCGGCGGUGUCGUCGACGUAUGCGACGACGGUCGCGGCGUCAAUGUCUCCCAACGCCGCCACCGCCGCUACUAACGCUACCGCUGCUGCCACCGCCGCCGCCGGCUUCAUUAUUACUCGUGCCGCCGUUGCUGCCGCCGCUGCCGCUGUUACCGUCGCUGCGUUCUGUAUUACUACUGGUGCUGCUGCCGCAUCGACUACUACAUCAUUCGACAUUACUACCGCCGACACUACGACUACUGAUACUACUUUUACUACGACAACUAUUACUCGCUCUACUAAUUCUAACGCUAUUGCGAAUAACACUACCACUACUCAUAGUGAUACUCCGACUCAGACUGUCGCCACGACCAUUACGACUACUGAUACCCCCGCACCGUUUUACGGCAACGUCGUCGUCGUGUGCGGCCAGCGGACCGCCGCCAUCGCGGGCCUUGUGUUGUUAUGGUCGAUUGUGCGGGUCACCAGCCCGGCGACGCGACAUGAUCUCUGGCGUCGACACGACGCUACAACGCAUCACCAAAGUCGUCAAAUCGUCGUUUCCCCAGGCAGUUGCAGCUGUUGUACAACAUUACCGUCACCAUCGCCACCGCCACCACUACGCGCUACCGACUCAUCCGUCAAGUAA